UCUACAUGAGCAAGUCACAAACAAUAGUCUUUUCUUUGCAGAUGUCAUGAGAGGGAGAGGCGUAUGGCCGAGCAGAUUGCAGGCCAAUCCCCACCAGGCCCGGCUUUGCCCACGCCUGACCAAGUGCUGCUGCGCCUUGUCAAGGCCUUUGGAGCGGAGAAGGUUGGUGAGACAGGCUAUGACCUGGCAGCCACCAGAUGCCUGUCGGAUGCAGAGAAGAACGAAGCACGGCGGCGAGGCAGUUCGUUGCUCUAUGGGGAGAUGUUGCCCGAUGGCGUCUCCAAGGCUUUGCAUGUCUCCCGCCUCGGCGAAGCCUUGCGGGAAGGCUCCAUGGUCUUGGAACUCGGUAUGGGCAGUGGAACGGUGGCCAUGCAGAUCUUCUUACAGAGCGCUUCAGUAAGGAAAGUCGUGGGAGUUGAAAUUGUACGCUCUCGAUACAUGAUCGCAGAGGCUGCCUUACAACGGCUCGCCAACGAAGAACCCCACAGCUUUAGGAUCACAGAACACAUCUCCGGCCAGAGGAUCACCUUGGAGGAGGCCACCACUGGCAGGAGCUUGCAGUGCCACUGCGCAGAUUUCUUCUCGAUGGGCUUGGACUUGGUUCAGAACUGUGAUGUGAUUUUCUUCGCUGUGAAUAUUCCCUGGAAGCUGUUCCAGCAGCUGUGCCAGAGGCUUACAGAAGUCAAGGAAGGCUGUCGACUCUUUACCUAUCAUCGUCUUGACACCGUUUGGUGGACGGAAGACCCCUGCCCUUUCCAUCAAGUGGAGGUGAAUAUUCCGGAGACCGACACAUUUUCCACCUCGUGGUCACCCCACGGGUUCAGGUUUUACGUGUACAUUUGCGAUCGCAAGCGUGAGUCCAGCAUCAAGGCUGACGUGCUCAACGAGACGUUUUCGGAGUGGCAGGUGAUGUGGGAUGAACCAAGUCAAAGCUACUACUUCCACAACCAGGAGACAGAAGCAUCACAGUGGGAGAUGCCGCGUACCGCCGGAGCAUGGCAAGUGCAUUGGUCCGAGGAGCACCAGGCGUGGUUCUUUGUGCACGGGUUUUCCGGGCAUGCUCAAUGGGAGGCUCCCAAGUGUCUGGCGGACCUGGGCUGGAGCUGGGCCUAUGGUAACCCAGAGAUGCAACAGCUUUAGGUUUUCUGAGGCUCGAAAGAAGCGGGCGGCUUUUACGGUUUAUGCGUGUAUUAUUUUGCUUCUGAGCUGCAAAGUUUGCCGCACCCACAAUGAGGGGACUUAGGCAAUUCGGAAGGUACUGACACUGAAGGUAAAA
Durusdinium trenchii is the source of this 1276-nucleotide messenger RNA. The record is from the annotation of a GenBank genome assembly. NCBI's taxonomy places the organism in Eukaryota, Dinophyceae, Suessiales, Symbiodiniaceae.